Messenger RNA from Arachis stenosperma, 1539 nucleotides. Its product is annotated as sugar transport protein 10-like. NCBI's taxonomy places the organism in Eukaryota, Viridiplantae, Streptophyta, Magnoliopsida, Fabales, Fabaceae. Gene Ontology annotation, molecular function: monosaccharide transmembrane transporter activity. Gene Ontology annotation, cellular component: membrane. The transcript is spliced from 3 exons. The record is from RefSeq and is a predicted model, not a curated record. Gene Ontology annotation, biological process: monosaccharide transmembrane transport. The coding region runs from base 1 to 1539 and encodes 512 amino acids.
AUGGCAGGAGGUGUUGUCGCAACAGGAGGUGGAACCCACCACGAAGGAAAGAUCACAUUAUUCGUCAUAGUCACAUGCAUUGUUGCCGCCAUGGGAGGCUUACUCUUUGGCUAUGAUCUUGGCAUCACAGGAGGCGUGACUUCCAUGGACCAAUUUUUACUCAAAUUCUUUCCCAAUGUUUACAUCCAAAUGAAAGACCAAUCCGGUGUUCAUCAUCACAGUCAAUACUGCAAAUUCGACAAUCCAUUGCUCACAUUGUUCACGUCUUCUUUAUAUCUCGCCGCAUUGGUUGCUUCUUUCUUCGCUUCCUCCAUAACAAGAAUCAUGGGCCGCAAGAUUUCUAUGUUUAUCGGCGGAAUCUUCUUUCUUGUUGGUUCCUUGUUAGACGCUUUCGCCGUCAACGUUGCCAUGCUUAUCAUCGGUCGUUUGUUGCUUGGUUUUGGUGUCGGAUUUUGCAAUCAGUCUGUUCCGUUGUACUUAUCCGAAAUGGCGCCUCCGAAGAUUCGAGGCGCGCUUAACAUCGGAUUUCAAUUGAUGAUCACAAUCGGAAUCUUAAUCGCGAAUCUCAUCAACUACAAGCUUGCCAAGAUUAAGAAUGGAUGGAGAUUUUCCUUGGGAAUAGGGGCAGUUCCGGCAAUUAUUUUGUGUUUGGGAGCAAUUUUCUUAGAUGACACGCCAAACUCCAUGAUCGAAAGAGGCAAACAAGAGAAAGCUAGAAAAAUGUUGCAACGAAUUCGCGGCAUUGAUAAUGUGGAUGAGGAGUUUCAAGAACUUGUGAAUGCAAGUGAGGAAGCGAAAAAAGUGGAUAAUGCAUGGAAGAAUAUUAUAGAAGCAAAAUAUAGGCCUCAACUUGUUUUUUGUUCGUUGAUUCCAUUCUUUCAACAAUUCACUGGGAUCAAUGUGAUUAUGUUCUAUGCGCCCGUUCUUUUCCAAACUUUAGGGUUUGGGAGUAAUGCUUCUCUUAUGUCUGCUGUCAUCACCGGUGGAGUCAAUGUUGUUGCCACCAUUAUUUCUAUAUUUUCUGUUGACAAAUUUGGAAGAAGGAUUUUGUUUCUUGAAGGUGGCAUCCAAAUGUUGCUUUGCCAGAUUGCGGUUGGAGCUAUGAUCGCUAAGGAGUUUGGGGUGAGUGGUGUAGGUUCAUUUAGCAAAGGAGAAGUGAACCUUCUUUUGUUCUUUAUAUGUGCAUACGUGGCAUCAUUUGCAUGGUCAUGGGGCCCACUUGGAUGGUUGGUUCCCAGUGAAAUAUGCUCUCUUGAAAUAAGAUCCGCAGGACAAGCCAUCAAUGUUUCGGUUAACAUGCUCUUCACUUUUAUCAUAGGCCAAGUUUUUCUCAUGAUGCUUUGUCACUUGAAAUUCGGUCUUUUCUUCUUUUUUGGCGGUUUUGUAGUUAUCAUGACUAUUUUUAUUGCAUUCUUCCUUCCUGAGACAAAGAAUGUCCCAAUUGAAGAAAUGAAUAGUGUGUGGAGAUCACAUUGGUUUUGGGCCAGAUUCAUUCCUCAAGACAUGGUUAAUAGCCAUGCUCAUCUUCAGGAUCUUUAG